Messenger RNA from Eucalyptus grandis, 852 nucleotides. Its product is annotated as NEP1-interacting protein 1-like. The transcript is spliced from 4 exons. Lineage: Eukaryota; Viridiplantae; Streptophyta; Magnoliopsida; Myrtales; Myrtaceae. The record is from RefSeq and is a predicted model, not a curated record. The coding region runs from base 1 to 753 and encodes 250 amino acids.
AUGUACAGACUUGUCAAAGAUAUUCAUGGACUUUGCUCUAGCAACUGCUGGCAUGUAAUAUAUGCAUUCCCUCUUAUCCUUUGGAACAUACCAAAAGAUUUUAACAUAUACCGGGGGACAUUAAACCAUGAUGGCAAUGCGUUUGUUAUCACCCCGCGACAAGCCACUGUCUCCCGCUUAACGCUAAGCAUUCCUUUGACAGUCGGAAGUACAUUGGGAGCAUUCGUGGGAGUUCUGAUCGGCGUUAAAAGCCAGAACAACCUCUUCUACAGCGUGGUGCAUGGAGCAAUUGCAGGCGCCAUGUUCUUAACUAAUGCCUUCCGACUAUGCAUUUUUUUCUGGCUGUCUGAUGAAUGUUUGUUCAGCAACGUUCUUCAAUCGAUUGACUCAACGACAGAACUCGACGAUGGAGAGCUAGUUCAACAAUUUUCGUAUAGUCUCACCCAGUUGAGAUUGGGGCAAACUCCGGCACAUCCCGACAAUAGGAUCAAUGAAAUCAUAGUAGACCAUGCCAAAGAAUCAAAGCGUUCGUUUGACAUGAUUCAUAGGAUCGGUAUAACGGAGGACCACCUAAUGGAUUCUUCAGGAAAUAGAAACUCCUGCUCGAUAUGCCUUCAGGACUUCGAAUGCCAAGAUGUGGCCAGAAGACUGCCUAACUGUUGCCACCUUUUUCAUUUGCAUUGCAUUGAGAAGUGGAUUUCCAAGCAGAGAUCUUGCCCUUUAUGUAGAAGUCCCAUAGUUCAAGUGAAUUAAUCAGGCUAUGCACGUGAGAGUGAUUGCUACUGAAGGUGCAACUCUUCAAAAAAUACGAGGCACUUAUUGAAGGCACCAACUGAUAGCCUGUAUAAAGAG